This is a messenger RNA of Chiroxiphia lanceolata (lance-tailed manakin), 6606 nucleotides long. RefSeq names its product zinc finger GRF-type containing 1 (gene ZGRF1). The record is from RefSeq and is a predicted model, not a curated record. NCBI's taxonomy places the organism in Eukaryota, Metazoa, Chordata, Aves, Passeriformes, Pipridae. Gene Ontology annotation, molecular function: helicase activity; zinc ion binding. Gene Ontology annotation, cellular component: nucleus; site of double-strand break. Gene Ontology annotation, biological process: double-strand break repair.
AUGGCCAGCUCCACACCUGGCACAAAAUUAUUCUGGCUGUGUGAAGAUGUGGAUGUUUGUGAAAUAAAUGACUGUUUUGACAAAGCACUGGCCUCUCAAGAAUUUACUGUAUUAUACACUCACCAAAAGACAAAAAAAGCGAAAACGUGGCAAGAUGGAGUUCUGAGGAUUAGAACUGGCAGAAAUCAGGCCACCUUGUUUGAUGACAAAGGACAAUGCCUGGAGAGUAUUUUUAUAAAAUCUCAGGUGGCUGCUGGAGAGAAUUUAGAAAGCGAACGAUAUUUGAUCACGGUCGAAGCAGCAAAAGCGAGUGAAAAACCUCUGGAAGAUCAGCCAAGGAGAGCAGCAGAAACUCCAGCAGUGGAUAGAAAUGGUGUCAAACCCAGUCUUCUGCCUCCAAGACACCUCCCUGUUGGCCUGAAAAGGAAGUUUACGGGGUUCCAAGGGCCACGCCAAGUUGCAAAGAAAAUACCAGAUGUGGAAGAGGAAGAAAAACCAACACUGUUGCCCUCAUCUAAGCAGUGCCAGGGGACUUUUCCAUCCCAGUUUUAUGUCACCUCUCCGUUAUUUUCCACGGUUCACAAGGAGGAUGCGGACACGAAUCUCCCUGCAGGCUUCCAGGAAGAUGGAUGUAGGGAUAAUGACAGACAACACUUGUCUGUCUCCUCGCUGCUUUCAGCUCCAUUUCUUGACAGAUGUGAGGGGACAGAGAAACAAAGCUCUGCUCAGUUCCUGCUGAAGCCAGAAUCUCCUCUCCUUCCUGGGCAAACUGGUCCCGGGGCAGUGUCCCACAACAUCAGGAGCACGGCACAGAUCAUUGCUCUUCUGAAGUCCAAACCUGCACAAGGACACGGAGAACAAACAGCUGCACUUACAGAAAGUCUCUCCAGGUUUCAGGCAUCAAAAAUGCAGAUUACACGACCGAAAAGCACGGCCCUACCUGCAUUUCCGGGUGAUCCUGCCAAAGGAAUCGUUCCAAACACUCAGCACCUGCCUUUCAGGAAGGGAACUGGAAAUGAUAAGAAGGACUGGAAUGCUGAAUCUCUGAAUUCACCUGAGCAGCCUUAUGGUGAAGAAGCCCCAGGACAGAGACACGACAAAAUAAAUAAUUUAUGUCAAGAUUUGCAGGAUCCCUGCAACGCAAAUAGUUGCUUCCCACCUGAGUCCACCAUAAGUGGAAUGAGUGGCAGCCAGUUUGUCCCGUCCUCAGGUGACAUUUCACCUUCAGCAAGUCCAGUCACCUUUGAAAACAAUUCUUUUGGAUACAGGGAGCAGUCAGGGACUAAGGAGCUUAGGGAGAAUUCGUCUGUGAAGAUGCAGAGCGAGCUUCAGCCAAGACAAAAUUCAGAGGGAGUGCCCAGUGACCUGGAGCUCUCUGGGGAUCUAACAUUGACUGAAGCUGGAAGUGUUAAGGAGGAGUUAAGUUGGCAUGGCAAAGGGUGUAGUCCAGAUGAAGAACUGAUGGAGGUUAACUUUAAUCUAAUGGAGUCUUUUGAUUUUAAUGACACAGACAGUGAAGAAGUGUGUGAAAGAGAUGUGAAGAAGCCCACUGAGGGAGGCACACUUUCAGAGAGCCCAGAUUGCUCUGAGGGAGGGGAUGCAGCUCCAAAUGCUGUGCCGAGACCUCACUCCCUCUGUGAAGGGGUGACACACAGCAAAAAUGAAGCCAAAUGUUCAACAUUUGAGAGAAAUGAUGGAAGUGACUGCACUGGGGGUGUUUUGUCUGCUUGUGAAACCAGUGUCAGAGAUACCAGGAGGGUGGCAGAAGACCCUGCAAGCCAGAGCAGAACUGAAGUGGAACUUUUGGGUGGUGGACACAACGUAAAAGAGAUGAAUGAAAGUCAAUUAAGUCUUGAAGCCACAAGCAAUAAAGAGGAUCAUGCUGGCUGUGCAGCACUCACCAUUGAUGGCACGCCACAGAUAAGAAACCAGCACUCUGAUCCUAUGCCUGGGGACACAAAUGUUAAGGAAUGCCACCCUGAAACCAGUCUGUUUGAGUCAACUGGAAGUAUUUCAGGUAUUUCUCCCAGCAGAAUCACUUCUGCCACAGAUGAAGAAGGUGUCACACAGCUUGGAUGCAGGGAAUCCCCAGAGGUUGGCUCAGAACACUUCUGGGGGAGUAGGAGUGAUGGCAUUAAACCAGGCAGCCCUUUGCUGGCUUUGUCACCAAAUUCAGCUCUUGGCAGUGGCUCAUUCCAACAUAUUGCAGAAGACCAUCAACAGGUAUUUGGCACGUCACAUAAGGAAGAUGCUCUCCUUUCCACAAGUUCUGUGCAUCCUUUAGGAACAGGCCAUUCAUCUCCAGAGGAAACAGGAAUUGAAACAGAGUUUGAAAACUCAGAGAGCAUAAACACCCCUCCUGCAGCCUGCAGAGGUGAAAGAGGAGGGGCUGAAAACUCCUCAGGUCUCCCUGCUCUGGUGAAUGAUAUUGCUCUUCUGAGGGCUUUGACUCAACACAGCACAGCUUUAGAAAGCUUGCAAAAGAUGGAGGAAAAUAACAGCGUGUUCUGUGAGACAGAGACUUCAGAGAGAUUUGAACCCCUUGGGAAAGAUGAAGCUAUAAAAGAGUUUACAGAAAUGCCUUACUCAGAAAGUUUACAGGCACCUUCCUGUUCAUACUUUGAUUCUUCUGGCCUUAUGCCCAGCCCUGUGGACAGUUUAUUACAGAAGACAGAGCCAUGUAUUCUACCAGUAGCAGCAGCCCAAAGAGCCCCUGGGACAUGUGACUGGCAACCAAAGCCUGUUGCAUUCCAAGGGCACCAAGUAAAGGGAUCAGCAGCUAGUGAGAUCAUGGUGAGAGUUCCCUGCUCCCAGCUGGGAUGGCAGCAGUACCCCCAUAACACGGACUUUGCAGCUGAGACAUUUUUGUCACCCCUGUUUUCAAGCAAUUAUGGCCUUUCUGACUUCAGACAGUCUCCAGGUUCCAGAAGUCUUCAUGGGGAUGAUAUGGAUGUUAUCAGAGAAGGGAAUUUUCAAACGGAGUCUGAUGUGACUGAAGAGUCAAGAAGAAAUCAGUCUCCACUGGCAUUCCAUGUGUAUCCUGAAGUGCCAGCAUGGACAGUGUCAGGCUCACCUUCACAUUCUGCCCUGAGACAAGCACAGUGGACUUCCUGGGAACCUGGCGAGAUUUCAUCAGAAGUGACUUCCUCAUUUGAUCCGGAUUCUACAACUUCUCCACCUUCAGGAAAUGAGGAAACUAUUGGAGACAUCCAGGAGCCCCUGAUACAAGGGAUCUUACCAAGUGAACCAGAACUCCCAGAUUUUUUUUUUCAAUGUCUUUGCCCUACAGCAGGGGAGAAAUCCAGCUAUCCAGAGGAGUGCAGCCUCCCGAGAUCCAAACCCACCGUUAAAACCCGGACUCCGUUUGUCACCCUUCCUGCCACCGAGGGGAUUCCUGCCGUGUUUUAUCCCUCUGACAGCGAGGAGCUCCAGCAAUCCUCGGGCUCUCCAGGAGGCAAUUUAUGCAUCGAGCCAAUGGAAUUUCCUAGGAGUGCUCCCGGCCCCCAGGACAGGAAUUAUGAGACCUCUGUGUUUGGGGAGUACGCGGAAGAGGGACAAAGGGAAUCUGUCCAACCCCUGCUCCCUGACGGGACUUCCCAACACAGACAAAGCAAGUGGCUGAAGUAUCAAAACAGUGCUCAGAGUGACUCGAUCCCUGACAGGGAAGAGACUGAUGACAUCUGUGCCCAGAGCAUCCUUGGAAUGCUGCGGGGUGACACGGGAGAGAGCGGAGCCGGGAAUCAAAGAGCUGGGAAUCAAAGCGCUCCCGGUGCUGCCCCUCUGCUGACAUCCAAGAGCUCCCCUGGGGAAUGUCCUGCAAGCAGCAACCCCCCAGAUUGGAUUUCUGAAGGGAAGUUACUUUCCCUGCACUUAAGUCAGACACCUCUGGCUGCGGCAACACAAAAGGUGUUGAGUCACCUGAGCUGCCACGCCGGGACAGGAGAGGGCCAGGACGUAACAAUUUCUGAGUUGUCUUUUCCUAACGUGGACAAAGUGAAACAUGCUAAUCUCCCUAAAAGAAAGAUCUCCAUCCCAGCUGUGUUUCGGUCUCAUCUUCACUACAAACAGAUUUUUAAAGCUGCUCUGACAGAGCAACUGAACAUAAUGCUGUUUGAGCUGUCCCAAAGAUUGCACAAUGCUCUCUCCAAAGUGGACAUAUCAUUUUACACUUCAGUGAAAGAUGGGCAAAGCCAGGGAAGCUGUGCUCCACUCUGCAACCACAUGCACCCUGCUAAGCUGGUUAUGGUUAAAAAAGAAGGUCAUAACAAGGGUCGUUUGUUCUACGCCUGUGACGCCCCGAAAGCUGAGCAGUGCUCGUUUUUCAAGUGGAUAGAAGAUGUGAACCCCACACAGGCAAAAUCCAGACCCAGUGCAGUGCUCCAGGACAUCAAAAGCAUUGGGACAUACCUCAGAAGCCAAAAGAUUGCUCUCUAUGAGGAAUGCCAGCUUUUGGUGAGGAGAGCCUUUGAAAUUCAAACCCAGAGGUACAGUAAGUUCAAGAAACUUAUGAAUACACCUGCCAGCUUAGAUGGUGAUUCCAAACCCAAAUUAUACCUCAAAUUAAGCAAAAAGGAGCAUUCUUCUCUCUACAGCAAAGAUGAUAUUUGGGUGGUUUCAAAGACUCUGAACUUUGAUCCCAUUGAUACUUUCAUUGCAAGCAGUGCUUUCUUUGGACCAUCCUCCAACAAUGAAAUAGAAUUGCUCCCACUGAAAGGCUACAGUCCCUCAAACUGGAGAUCAAACAUGUGUGUUCACGCCCUGCUGGUUUGUAAUGCCAGUGGGGAGCUGGCAUCCCUAAGGAAUAUGGAGGAGCACUUCAAUCCCUCCACAUUACCACUAAUCCCAUACCUACUAAACAUGAAUCGUCAUUCUGAAAAUGCUCCUAAAAGAGUCGACAAAAGAAAAUUCAUUCCUCCUGCCAUGAGCCUGAAAAGCUCAAUGAGGGCUGGCCCUGUCAGCUCUGAGGUGGCCAUGGGACUGGCUAAGGAGAUGAUCCAAAGGUUCUCCCUGAACCCGGACCAGGCGACGUCGCUGAUCCACAUCGCUCGGAUGAUGACCUCGUGUGGGAAUAUCACCCCAGAGGAGGAACAUCAGAGCUUCCCCAUCACAGUCAUACGUGGUGUUUUUGGAGCUGGCAAGAGCUACCUGCUGUCUGUGGUGAUCUUGUUCCUCGUACAGCUCUUCGAAAGCAGCGAAGCCACGGAGGGUCCAAGGCCAACUCCAUGGAAACUUCUCAUUGCUUCUUCCACCAACGUUGCCGUGGACAGGAUACUGCUGGGCCUGCUCGAUCUUGGAUUUGAGGAUUUUAUCAGAGUGGGAAGUAUUAGGAAGAUCACCAAAGCAAUUCUUCCCCACAGUUUACAUGCAGGCUCAGGAAAUGAAAACGAGCAGCUGAAGGAGCUGCUUGCUCUCAUGAAAGAAGAUUUGACUCCAGCUGAAAAAAUGUAUGUCAGGAAGAGCAUUGAGCAGCACAAACUGGGGACCAAUAAAACCAUCCUGCAACAGGUAAAAGUGGUUGGAGUGACCUGUGCUGCCUGCCCCUUCCCCUGCCUGAACGCUCUCAGGUUCCCCGUGGUGAUGCUGGAUGAGUGCAGUCAGAUGACUGAACCUGCUUCUCUCCUUCCCAUCGCCAGGUUUCAGUGUGAAAAGCUUGUCCUUGUUGGAGACCCCAAGCAAUUACCACCAACUAUUCAAGGGUCUGAGAGUGUCCAUGAGCAGGGAUUGGAGCAGACUCUCUUUGACCGGCUCUGCUUAAUGGGGCAUAAAGCAAUACUCCUCCGGACCCAGUACCGCUGUCACCCUGCCCUCAGUGCCAUCGCCAACGAGCUCUUCUACGCAGGGAACCUCAGGGAUGGCAUUUCCGAGGAGGACAGAACUCCUUUACUGGACUGGCUUCCAACACUGUGCUUUUACAGUGUGAAUGGCAUGGAGCAGAUCGAAAGAGACAACAGCUUUUCCAACAUGGCAGAGGCUCACUUUGCAGUCAAGCUCAUCCAGUCUCUGAUUGCCAGUGGAAUAGAAGGAGCUGCUAUUGGUGUGAUUACUCUUUAUAAAUCACAGAUGUAUAAGAUUCAGAGUUUGCUCAGUGGGGUGCACUCCGAAGCUUUUGAAGUGAAACCUGUCCAGGUGUCCACUGUAGAUGCUUUCCAAGGUGCUGAGAAGGAAAUCAUUGUCUUGUCCUGCGUCAGGACCAGACAGUUUGGGUUCAUAGACUCGGAGAAGAGGAUGAACGUCGCACUAACGAGGGCAAAGAGGCACUUGCUGAUUGUGGGAAACCUGGCCUGUUUAAGCAGGAACAAGCUGUGGGGAAGAGUAAUUCACCACUGCAAAGGACGGGAAAAGGGAUUACAAAAUGCAAGCCAGUGCGAGCAGCAGCUAAACGACAUCCUGAAGUGCUACCUGGAGGAACGGAAGGAAGAGGAGCAGAGUAAGAAGAAGGAAAAAUAAAAUGUGUGCCUAUUUUAUUAAUAUGGUCUAUAAAAUUGCUAAUUUAAUAUUUAUUUAAUGUGGUGCAUGUUUGUUUGUAUCUCGUCUACUGAUGCUUCUGUUUGACCCUGUGUUUACAUGACUAAAACUGAAUAAAGUGACUUUAUUUGCUUGAUAACC